AAAGCAAGAGUAAAUGUACAAACAAAAUAAUGUUUAAUGGUCCUGGUCACAGAGGACAAAGUUUAGUUGAAAUUAAUCUAAAAUUAGAAUUGGCCAAGCUUUAUUUCCGGGUAAAUCUGCAGCAACAAAAUAACAAUUGCUGAUUAUAUAUGACCAUCAACAACUACCCUAAAACCUUUUUGUAUAUUUCAUUCUCAUCCUCUUUUCUCCUUUUCUUCAAUCCCAAAUUUUUCUCCGGCCAAUUCUAAAGCUUUCAAAACCCAGUUUUAUGAAAGAGCUUUCUUAGAGGCCGGCCUGGUGUAACAUAUAAAGAAAAAACAAUGAGCUUGAAUUGCUUAACCUGCAGCCAAGUCCAGAGAUCAAACUCAGAGUCGGAUAGAAAGCAACAUGGGAAAGAUAGGAAUUGUACGAAGAUUAGUAAUGCACAUGUUGAUAGAAGCUGGUCAGGGAAUUUAGCUUCACCACCAUCUUAUGAGCAGUUUUGUAUGAAGAAUGCUUCAAUGUUGGUGGCACACAAGAAGGUAACGCAAGGUCAUCGCCGGCUUCAUAGUACAGGAGCUGUUGCAUUUGAAGGAGGUGCAGAACCCAGGUUGGUUAGGAGCUCUGGAAUGAGAAGGGAUUGGAGCUUUGAGGAUUUAAGACAAAGGGAUGAGAAGAAAGGGAGAACAGCAUGAGAUACAUACAUAUAUAUAUAUAUAUAUAUAUAUAUAUAUAUAUAUACAUAUUCACAGGUUUAGUCAAUCUCAUAUUAGAUCGGAUUGAUAGCUUUAACAUCAGAAUAUCCUUUAUUAACUUUUGAAUUGCUCUAACUGUAGGGACUGGAGGUUUAACAUGAACACAUCUAGGCAGAGUUAAACAAAUCCAUUCUUUUAAAUGAUUCAAUAGUUAAUAAAGGAAAUUCUAAUGAUAAAACUAUCAAAUGGAUCAGAUAUAAGUUUGAUUGUACAUAUAUAUAUAUAUAUUGCCUACAUCAACUUAUUAAGGUCUCUCUUUUAUUCCUGCUUGGCUUGUCUCUUUUUUUUUUUUUUUUUUUUUUUUUUUUCUUGGUUUUUGUUUUUAGUUUUUGUUAUUUUUUUUCCACCGCUUGGGUAAAGAUGUUCAUGUAUUGUCCAAGAAGAUGUUGGAUCAUAGAGAUGAGUUGGAAUUGUGCCUCUAAAGAUAACGAAGACUUGUUUUAUUUAAAUUAUAUCGUCGUCAUGCACAUACCAUACUAAUUAUUUUAAUUUGUCGUUCUUGCUUGACUUUUGGAACUUCUUGCACAAAUGAUAUGGUAGAUUUAUAUCUAGAUAUAUAUAUAUAUAUAUAUAUAUAUACAUAUAUAUAUAUAUUUAAUUAAUAUGUAAGGUUUGGGUCAAACCCAAGCACCUGGCCAGUAAAAAAUGGCCCUAAAAUUGUGUUGCAAAGUUUAGAAUUUAUUAUGAAAAAGAAGAAUUUUAUUAUUAUAUAAUUUAGUGUUUCAUAUGUUGCGACUUAUGAGAUUGAUACGUGAAAACAGCAUCAUCACAUUUACAGGAUAUCCAAAGAUCCUAAUGAAAUUCCAUCAUGGAUCACGUACAUAUUCUAGGACUUAUCUAAUAUUGUUAUGCAAUACUAUAAGCUUAAUUGACAAAUUUUCCUGAUAAAAAAGAAGCCAGAAAACAUUGCAUUGUGAAUGUGUAUAUAUAUAUAUAUAUAUAUAUCAAGCAAAUCAUCAUUUCCAUGUGCUAUGCAGGAAAGAGUUUAAUUAUAAGUCAUAUGAAAACUGUUCUCUUGGGAAUUAUAUGCCGGCUUAUAAUGGGUGACAUUAUGAGAUGGCAAAUCGUCAAGCCAAAUGAACCAACAGAUAAUUGCAGCAUCUUCACAUUCAUGCUGCUUACACCCAUAAACACCAUGCCCCAUAAGACAAUGUGAAUCAAACAAACUAAGCAUGUCUACAAUACACAAAUUAAUGGGAUGAUGUAGUUUUUAAAACUUCAAAUGGAACUCUUAUGAAUUGUUAAUACCUUAAACUGAAUUCUCGUCAUAACAAUAAGUUUUUGAACCGCAUUCUUCUCGUAACAAUAUGUUUUCCUUCCAUGAAUUGAAAAAACAUAGAUAUGCAAAUAAGUUUGAUACCUAACCAUGUAUUCAGGUUGUUUUCUUAGUACUUAAUAUUUCCUAGUCAAGAAAUUGUAGAAGGGCUCCGUGUUUAUGGACAUUUCCCUGAAUCAUUAUUGAUGAGAGCAUCACAAAUAUGGCCUAACCACAAUAAUGAAACAACUUUUCACUAGACAAUUCUUAACAGAUAAUGGAGAGGACUCUCUAACCCCUGCCAGAAUCCAAAACGCUCAGAGAAGAAAUGCAGUAAGGGAGAAAACCGAGCCAU
This is a messenger RNA of Ziziphus jujuba (common jujube), 2344 nucleotides long. RefSeq lists its product as uncharacterized. The coding region runs from base 321 to 674 and encodes 117 amino acids. NCBI's taxonomy places the organism in Eukaryota, Viridiplantae, Streptophyta, Magnoliopsida, Rosales, Rhamnaceae. The record is from RefSeq and is a predicted model, not a curated record. The transcript has a single exon.